AUGGCGCCCCGACUGCCUCCGAGCUGUCUCCAGCUCCUCCGAACCGGGUCGUCCACGACAUCCAAUGCCGCGCUCGCCGGACCCCGCCUCCACCUGCUCCCUUUCACCGCGAAGCGAGGUGUAAAGUACGGCUGGUCGACCGCUCCCCCUCGCAGCAAGCCAGCCCGCUUCAACCAGCCGACGGCCGGUCUCCCCGUCCUUACCACCGGUCCCGCUGCCGCCCUCGCUCGCCGCGAGAAGACGACUCCUCUCCGCACCGGCGCCCUCGCGAUCAAGAAGGGCAUGACCGCCAUCUACUACGGCAAGAAACGAGUCGCCUGCACCGUCCUCCAGCUCGAUCAGGUCCAGGUCGUCGCGAACAAGACACGUGAGAAGAACGGUUACUGGGCCGUUCAGAUCGGCCUGGGCAGCAAGGAACCCCGCAACGUGGACAGGCCAAUGCUGGGAUACUACGAGGCGAAGGGCAUCGCGCCCAAGCGCCACCUCGCCGAGUUCAAGGUCCGCGAUGAGAAGGGUCUGCUACCCGUUGGCUCACAGCUGUUCCCGGACUGGUUUCAGACGGGCCAGUAUGUUGAUGUGCGCUCCAACACCCGGGGCAUGGGUUUCGCCGGUGGUAUGAAGCGCCACGGCUUCGCUGGACAGGAAGCAUCGCACGGUAACUCCAAGAACCACCGUACCAUCGGUACCACCGGUCCCUCGCAAGGCUCCGGUUCCAGAGUCAUGCCGGGCAAGAAGAUGCCUGGAAGGAUGGGCAACGAGCGGGUGACGGUGCAGAAUCUGACGGUGCUGAAGGUGGACAACGAGCUGGGCGUCGUGCUCGUCAAGGGCGCUGUUGGAGGGCCCAAGAACUGUCUCGUGCAGAUCCAGGAUGCGAAGAAGAGGAAGGCGCCGGCAUUGCCGUACCGCAAGGAGAAGCUGUUGGAGUUGUUGAAGAGCAAGCCGGAGAACAAGGCGAGACUGCAGCAGGCAAGGGAAAGGCACCUGCAACUCAAGGAGAUCAGGAACUCGACAUUCUCGUAA
Molecule: messenger RNA, 1020 nt
Organism: Colletotrichum aenigma
Lineage: Eukaryota; Fungi; Ascomycota; Sordariomycetes; Glomerellales; Glomerellaceae
Product: 54S ribosomal protein L9
Exons: 1
Coding region: 1-1020 (339 amino acids)
Biological process (GO): translation
Cellular component (GO): mitochondrial large ribosomal subunit; ribosome
Molecular function (GO): structural constituent of ribosome
Source: RefSeq, a predicted model, not a curated record